Molecule: messenger RNA, 300 nt
Organism: Prorocentrum cordatum
Lineage: Eukaryota; Dinophyceae; Prorocentrales; Prorocentraceae
Source: the annotation of a GenBank genome assembly
AUGAGCAACUCCCAGGAGUUCGAGGACGAGCCAGCGCUCACGCUGCUCGCCGAGGAGGACGAGCUCCUGGCGCAGCAGCUGGAGAGCGUGAAGUCUGAGCGCUCUGGGCGUGCAGGGCCGCAGUCGGGGUCGACCUGGCGGGCCGCCCAGUGGCAGCACGUGGUCAGGGCUCUCGAGAGUGCGCUGGACAACGGGCCGCCAACCCCGAUGGGCCUGGUCAAGAGGGCCAGCUUCCUGUCGAGCUGGGGCUGCUGUGGGCCACGAUUCCGCCUCUGCGGCCGUGGGCGCCCCGUGCACUGA